AUGGAAGAUACAAAGUCUUUUACAAUGUCAAUCAAGGACAAAUGGGAGUUUCAAUGUGCCACCUCAACUUGUUUACCAUUCGUUAUUACUACGGCACUAGACAUCCGACAAUGUCAAGCCUACUGUCUGGGACAGGAUCAUUGCAAAGCAAUCACUUUUCAACAGGCAAUUUCGAAGUGUCAGCUGUUUGACAACAUCGUGGAUCAAAAUUACAACUUACAAACAAAUAUAAAGGCGACAACGAUGAUAGUCAUUUUGGGAACACGAAUGCCACCAGAACCAACUACUGCAUCAACAACACCAAGCUCAGCAGUAACAACUUCAAUAUCAACAACCACGUCGACAUCAUCAACGUCAACAACAACAGCAGUACCUGUAUGGAAAUUGGUAGGAAGUAUGAGUGGUCCACGAGAUGAACAUGCAGUAUCGUUGUUACCAAAUGGAAAUGUAUUAGUUAUUGGUGGGCACAACGGUAGUGUUUAUCUGAAAAGUGCUGAGUCAUAUGAUUCAGUAACAAACAUUUGGACAGCAAUACAAAGUAUGAAUAUAGCACGAGGGGCACUCACAGCAUCCUUAUUAUUGAAUGGAAAAGUAUUAGUUACUGGCGGAUUUAGCAAUACUUAUUUGAAUAGUGCUGAAUUAUAUGAUCUGGGAUCUGCUAACUGGACGUUGACUGGAAAUAUGAAUGACCAACGUUAUGGGCAUACUGCAUCGGUAUUGUCUAAUGGAAAAGUAUUAGUUACGGGUGGUGCAAAUAGUAUUUAUGGUCUCACUAGUACUGAGUUAUAUGACCCAACAUCAGGUAGCUGGACGAUAGCAGCAAACAUGACUUAUGGACGAGUUCGACAUCAAGCAGUGGUUUUAUCAAAUGGAAGCGUUUUAGUGAUAGGUGGUUCUACUUCUAAAAGUGCGGAGUUAUAUGAUCCAUCAACUGGGAAAUGGACAUUGACAGGGAACAUGAGUGCCAUACGGUCUUAUUUUACAGCAACUAAAUUAUCAGAUGGAACAGUAUUAGUUACUGGCGGAGACAAUAAUGUUGCUGGCGUUACUGCUGAAUUAUAUGAUCCAUUAACCAAUAAAUGGACGUUGACAGGAAAUAUGAGUAUCGCACGAAAGACUCAUAUAGGAUUAAAAUUAUCUAAUGGACAAGUAUUGGUUGCUGGUGGAUCGAAUAGUAAUGACUUGGCAAGUAGUGAAUUGUAUGAUCCAUUAACAAAAAAUUGGACAGUGACAGCUAACAUGAGUGCUGCACGAGCUUCUCAUGCGGGAGUGGUAUUAAUGAAUGGAAGCGCACUGGUUGCUGGUGGUAAGGGCUUGGCAAGUGCUGAACUUUAUUAA
Messenger RNA from Adineta ricciae, 1338 nucleotides. Lineage: Eukaryota; Metazoa; Rotifera; Eurotatoria; Adinetida; Adinetidae. The record is from the annotation of a GenBank genome assembly.